This is a messenger RNA of Lasiosphaeria miniovina, 171 nucleotides long. RefSeq lists its product as uncharacterized. NCBI's taxonomy places the organism in Eukaryota, Fungi, Ascomycota, Sordariomycetes, Sordariales, Lasiosphaeriaceae. The transcript has a single exon. The record is from RefSeq and is a predicted model, not a curated record. The annotation marks the transcript as partial.
ACAGACUACCAGGGCCAUCAGACUCUCCUCCACGCUCUGCAGGGCGUUCACACCGUCCUGCCCUUCAUCGAUGCCCCCCGGGGCCAAGACGGUGCAGCGCAAAAGGCAUUGAUUGACGCAGCUGUCCCAGCCGGCGUGAAGCGCUUCGCCCCAUGUGAAUGGGGUACGUAA